Molecule: messenger RNA, 2208 nt
Organism: Branchiostoma floridae (Florida lancelet)
Lineage: Eukaryota; Metazoa; Chordata; Leptocardii; Amphioxiformes; Branchiostomatidae
Product: serine/arginine-rich splicing factor 3-like
Exons: 6
Coding region: 150-713 (187 amino acids)
Biological process (GO): mRNA splicing, via spliceosome
Cellular component (GO): nuclear speck
Molecular function (GO): RNA binding
Source: RefSeq, a predicted model, not a curated record
CCUUUCCACCCCUCAAGUUUUACAUGGAAUGGUCCUUCCCCACAUGACGUACACCUUGCGGUGCGGCUGCGCAUUGCUGUCGGCUUGGGAGGCCAUCUCCCGGGCUCUGUGAGGUGUGCGCCCAUCGAGGUUCAAGAGGCAGCUACAAGAUGUCCCAUCGCAGAGAUGCCGGGCCAAUUGACUGCAAAGUCUACGUUGGUGAUCUGGGUCAGUCUGGUACCAAGCACGAGUUGGAGCGGGCGUUUGGCGCCUUUGGGCCACUGAGGAACGUCUGGGUUGCCCGUAACCCAGCAGGAUUCGCAUUCGUAGAGUUUGAAGAUCCACGGGAUGCAAGGGAUGCUGUAGACGCGCUAGACGGACGGUAUAUCUGUGGCCGUCGUGUCCUAGUUGAAAUGUCUCACGGUAAGAAGCGCUCGUCUCGAUACCGGCCAGCACCCCCGCCCAGUUAUCGUGGCGGCGGCGGUUACGAUUACCCUCAACGCCGGCGAUCGCGGUCGUUCUCGCCGCAGCGCCGACGCCCGUACAGUCGCAGCCGCAGCAGGUCUCCCAGGGACAGGUCGCCCAGGGACAGGUCUCCACGCGACAGGCGUAGGAGCCGCUCCCGCUCUCGUUCCCGCGACAGGAAGCACUCCAGGUCUCGUUCCCGGGAUCACAGUCGCUCCGUCUCACCCCUCAACAAGAGUCCACGAGGCAAGAGUCCAGGAGACGACUAGAUCCAACCGGUGCCAAACUUCAGGGUGACCUUUGACCCACCGGCCUUCUCACCAUCCACCAUGGGCCCUGCAUGGCACCAACCACCCGUAAAUGUUUAAAAGUCUGGAGUCAGUCCUUUUAUCUGUUCCCACCGUAGCAGUAGCAUAUACAGAUUUUUUGUUGUUUUACCUUUAUUUUUAGCUGUGUAAGUGAAAACUCAAUGGGACCUGUUUGUUGUACCUUGUAACUUGUAUGUAGGGGAUCCAUUUCUAUAUAUGCCAGCUAUAUGUCAAUGAGUUCUUUUGUUCAUAUUGUAAAUCACAAUACCACCGCAGUCUGUUUUUGUAUAGCCACUAGAGGACAGAGGAGCUUGCCUAUUUGUUUGUGCAUGAAAACAUGAACUUUUUGUGUGCAGAUGGAGUAGUACAACAUGAUUCAAAUUGUAAUCGCCCGAUAUGUACUUUGCACUGUUGUGUUUAAGAUAUGUCUGUUCCCUGCAUAUGUUGUCUGUGUUACUCUUAGGAAUUGGUAGAAUACACCAUUUAAUCAACAUAUAAUUAGAUGUAUUUGUAAAAUCAUCAAACUGUCCUGUUACUCACCAAAUUGUAGCCAUUUUAUAAUUUCUAUAGCUCAGUGAUUUUGUGCUCAUGUUCCGACCAAGAACCUGCGUAUGAUUGUGCCAACAUGGGUGCCUCUGAAGUAGGUGUGUCAGGGAAUCACACCUUUCAUAAGGACUUACAUGUAGUUUACACUAUAAAGGAUUCUCCUCGGUUGGCUCUGUGACUUGUAGAGCAAAGAGUAAGAGUGAAACUGGGUAAGGGAAGGGAGUACAAUGUUCUAAUAUCACACUCAUCAUGUGUGCUGAACUUGAAAUGAAAUGGCCAUUCCAUUCCUCCCUAUAACUCAGUCUUUGACAGCUGCUCCAAAUGCUGCUAUUGUCAUGACAGACAAAGUACAUGUAAUGCUUUUAUGCCACAGAUGGGGUUUAGCCUUUUUCUCUCGAGAGGAGAGAUAGUUUUCCUAACUAAAUCAUUUAAUUGGUAUGAGAAAGUCAUACUUUACUCAUAGUCCCUGACAUACCUACACAGAGGCAAAGACAGUCAGUGAAAGGUGCAUGCUUGCUUGUGUACAUGUGCAUAUUGUGACACUAUUUUGAUAAUCAGUGGUGUAUUCAGGUAGGGUCAAGGUUCAGGAACAGUAAUUUGGUUAAUAAUGUUUUGAAAUAAUGAUUUGUCUAUUCCAUGAUUGUAUAAUGAGGACUAGUAUCACCAAUAAUUGUAACUGUAGCCAUGGUGGGGCAUUAAGACAUAAAAACAUUUAACAAUCUCCCUGUUUGUUGUGGUCUAGUUCACGCACUAGAUUUACUUGGCUUGGGCAAAACUCAGCAGGGAGAGCGUUAAAGUUUGUUGUUAAAAGUGUAAGUAGCAGUCCACCAUAGAGGAGAACCUUACCAUUGCUUGUAUUGUCUAUGUAUCUUUGGAGAAAAUAAAAGUUAUUACAUUUCUACCACCGAAA